CCUACCCCCACGAGCUUCUCCGAACAAAGACACCCCUUUCAAACGGACACAGGGAGGGGAGAAAAGUGUUCAAGAAGUAAACAGAAAUUUCACUUCAAGAAACAACAUGAUGUCGCAUGCAAGAACAUUCAUUUGGAGAGAUCUGAACGAUGACAUUGCUCUACGUGCAUGGAAUGCUCAGGUUGGGCGCCAAUGAAAGUUGAAACAAGAAGGAACUAAAUAACAAAACACUACCAUUUGGAUUUCACAUCGUCUGCUAGCUCUUGGGAGGAUUAAGGCUUUACACUUCAAAGACAGAAAUCACCUGAUUUGCACAAUCAAGCAAGUGCGUCAUGAGAAAGAUGAGACGAGGUAUGAUGACGAAGCGCCAAUGGCUUUUCAUCUUGGUCAUCGUCAACGGCGUCUUCCUCUACCUGAACUUCAAGGUCCUCACUAUCGACGAUAUCAGACAAUUCUCAGAGGAGCUUAGUUCGAACCUAAGAAAGAUUCGGCUUCUGGAACACACAUACGCCGAACAGUGGUCCUCCAUAGCUAAUGACAAAGUCGUAGAAGAAAGAGGAGGAGAAGGGAAAGAGUUCGUCUGGGAGAAAGUUGAGAAUCUCCACUUAGCGUUGCCCGCGUAUGAGAAGAUGAGACACACCUUAUCUCGACUUCAAGAUUUCCAGUUUCUGUUCUCCAAAAGGGUAAACCAGAUACGGAUCUCUCAAGAGAUGUUGACUUACAAGUCAGUCCUGUGGAGAGGUGACGUUGAGCGGCUGCAGGAUAUCUUCGUGGAUGUUCUUCAGACUAACCGUAGCAUCAAGGUAGGACUAAUUGGUGGCUCACUGUCAGCCUCGGGCCAGACCAUAUGCCCUGACAGGGCUUGUCUUUUUAUUGAUCACGUCAGGAAAUGGCUUGAGAAGGUCCUGCAGACGGACGUCACGUUACACAAUGCUGCGAUCUCCUUCGCAAACAGUGAUUACUUUGCUUGGUGUACGGAACCACACCUGGAUGUGGAUGACAUGGAUAUUGUCAUAUGGGAAUUGGCGACGGAUGACUACGUCAUGCGAGCUCACAAUGACAAACUUCGUUACGACCAUGCCGCCCAACCUCAAGAACUUCUCACACGCCAUCUGAAGGAGCUACCUACGAAGCCUUUCUUGAUGUACGUCAAUUUUAUGUCACCUGAGAACAUCCGCAACCGGGAUUGCGUCAAUUCGGAGUAUUACGCGGGAAGACAUCUCAGCAGACACUACAACGUCACAUCGGUAAGCUGGUGUGCAGCUGUCUGUUCGAGUCUCUGGCAACUUGGGUUUACACCAGAUGAACUCAUUCACUCAGGAGAUUUACUAAGUGAGAGGGCCCACGAACAGGCUGGAUUAUUUGUCAUUAACUUCAUGAAAAGUAUCCUAAAAUCUGUGACUUUUCAUCACAUGAAUCUGACCAGAACAAAUGGAUUAUACCUUCAGAAAUUGGUGAAAUUGCAUGACGUUUUUAUGGCCAACUCAAAAGAAGUUCAUAAGCGUGAGACACGCCAGCUGCAGCAGCCUGUUUUUAAUGCGAUUUGGAACAGAGAUACAAAAAGAGACGUUUUGAAUAGCUCUGGUGAUAUUACAAGCAAAACAGACUUAUCAAAACCUACCAAAUCUGUUCAAAAACCAGCGAAGAAUGUCCUGCACGUGAACACAUCGGGUAGGCAUUUUACGAAACCUGAACGGCGUCUUAACCAAAGAUCUCGAUUUCCUGCAAAGUGGAUCCACAACUCGCAGUGUUGGCCGCUCUCCAAACCUCAGUUCAUCCCUGACCGCACAUUGGCUCUCUCAAGAAACGACGGGUGGGAUGAAGGUAUCUCCGAUAAGGAAAACUGGUAUACCAGCAUGAGCUCCCAGAAGAUCAUAGAGUUCUCUUUCGAGAUGGCGCUCCCUCUGCCAAACCGAACGUGUAUUCUUGCCUUGGCAGUGAUGGCUUGUGACUAUUGCGGUCAGGCCCUUGCUUGGUUGGACAACCACUUUGAUGAUGCUGUCCUGGUUGGAGGAAAAUACGGAGGCCAUGCUUUUCGGGUCAUCGAGGUCAUGACAGGCGUCCCUCCUGGAAGACAUACGUUCAAUCUGAAGAGUUUGGAAGACAUGCCUUUCAAACUCUCUGCAGUCAUGGUCGGUCAUAAAGACAAUGCAAAGUUUUAGCGAGCAAAAUUAAUUGUUUUAUUUAUCUAUCUAUCUAUCCCAAGACUUUGAGGUGCAAUUUAAAUAAAUAUUGUGGUUGACUUUGUUGUCUGCGAGCAACUAAUCAUAGCCGUCCGUCCUUUUCGAUACGAUGAACAUCUAAUAAUCUGUUAUAAAAUUCGAUCCCUUUGUUUUAUUUAACACCUCAAGAGUACAUCUCAUAUCGAGUAGAAUGAGUUGAUUUGGUUAAGUGUCCUUUUAAAAGUAUAAUCCAUUGGAAAUAAAUCCAUUUAAAUACUCAUCUAGAUCAUUCGGUAUCAAAUAAGAUGAUAAUGAUUGAGUCAGUCAAUGUACAUGUAAACAUCUAGUCCUCAGUUAUCUCUAUCCAGAUCAUCUAUCCCACUCCUUGCCAUAAAAUGCCUUCGCGAAACAAAUUCCAAAACGAGAACAUAAAAAACAAAGGAAAAAAAAAUCCCAGGGGCUGAUCAGGGAUACGAUCAUCUAGUCAUCUCAGAUCGAUGACUAGGAUUUCAAAGCUUCAAAACUGUCGGGAUCGUUAAGUGCUUUUGUCCCCUCGAAUUUGACAGAAGUUGUCAGAAAAUGUUUUUGUCGGAAAUCCCUCUGCACAGGGGUGACCUAUGGCCAGAUGUAGAUUGGAACAGGGAGAGAUGAAGACGAAUAUUAGCAUUUGGCGAACUACCAGUGCACAUGCAUAAAUACACGGGAUUUUAUCGUACGAGUGUUAUGUACUUUCAUGUAUCAUAUUUUUAAUUUCAUUAUUUUCAUUUGCUGAAUAGCACAGUAACAUAAACCAUGCAAAGGUGGUACAAUUCAAUUUGAGUUCGUAAAGAAUUUGAUUAACUGGUUACUGUGGGUGCGUCGUGGUCUAGUGGUUCUGACUAUCGCCAUUCAAACAGAGGGUCGUGGGUUUGAAUCCUAGCCGUGACGUGUUUUCCUUCCGCAAGAAAGUUAUCCACACUGUGCUGCACUCAACCCAGGUGAGGUAAAUGGGUAACGGCAGGAAAUAAUUCCAGCCGGGUAAUGAU
Messenger RNA from Lytechinus variegatus (green sea urchin), 3187 nucleotides. RefSeq lists its product as uncharacterized. The coding region runs from base 333 to 2162 and encodes 609 amino acids. The transcript is spliced from 2 exons. NCBI's taxonomy places the organism in Eukaryota, Metazoa, Echinodermata, Echinoidea, Temnopleuroida, Toxopneustidae. The record is from RefSeq and is a predicted model, not a curated record.